AUGCACCGCGAAAAGCGACAGGAUUCCGUCCCGAAAGCAAAACCAGCUGAUGCAGACGCAGGUACCGGUGUGUUCGAAACCUCAGAGAACGACACAUCACAAGCAGUCCUAGCGAACUCUGUUACUGCACAAAUGCCUGCUGCUUCUGAUGGCGCAGCAGCGAACGAUCAUUUGCCACCGGAAACCAACUCAGUCAACUCUGCGAUUAGUUCCGAUCAUACCGCAGCGUCUGAUGUAGCAGUUCAGUCUCCACCACCUGUUGCACCUGCCAUUGCAACUGUUGCUGCUCCUUCUGAUACUGCAACACCUGCCCAUGGCGUCAAUGUGCCUCAACUAGCAGUAAACUCUGUUGUUCCAUCAACCGACGCUACAGCGGAAGCUGAUGCCGGCACAUCCCCUAACGCAGUUAUCCCACCCCUGCCACCGCUGAUGAAUGUUACUCCACCACCAGUUGUGGAUAAAAUAACAGGUGCCGAUACAAUGAUCCCUCUUCUACCAGCAGUAAUCCCAGACGCUCCACUAUGGAGUGUUUCUGAUGUCACGACCAUUUCAACUGUGGCAAGUGAGCUUGACGCAACGAAAAGGAUAAAACGUUUGAAAGAUGGCUUUCGCACUGAUAUGGCUGGAAUAAGCAAUCUGGUGCACCAUUUAUUGCCAGCAAAUGAUAAUUUGAUUGUGAAACACGAAAGGGCACUGGUUAUGGUGUUUAUAAUGUGCUGUAUGUGGGAUGGAAUCAUGCAUGAGGAUUUGUGGCGGCGGUACGUUGCAAGUUAUUCUUCAAGAAAAACGAAAGCUAUAAUUGUGAAUGUAUGCCGUCAAAAACAUUCUGCACAAAAUCUUGACAAGUGCAGUCAGUUUAUGAAACAUGCAGAUGCGAUGAGGGGAGACAUUUACAGAAAGCUUCCGGAAGCCACUCGUAAUCUGUUAUUUCCAAAAGUUCACGAAGCAUUGGAACGAUUUAGCAAUUCGAUGCAGCCGGUUUUUGAAUAUGAAAAUGCAACGUAUCCAUUUUGCCGAUCAGUCUUAAUAAGUAUUUGGAAUCCUGAAGCAAUACUUAUAUGCGAAGAGAAGUAUCGACUACUCCUGUUGAAUGCAAGCGAUGGAGGCGAUAGUUACGAGAACUUUCAAAUCCUUAGUUCCAGACUUAUUGAUGUCGUAGCUUCUUUACUCGACGCAAUAAAUUUUGCUUGGAAAAACAUAUCAGACGUUCAGACUACAAACAAAAUGCCAGUGCCACCUGAAAUCAUUAGCCAAGACAUGAAGGAUAUGAAAGACGAACUGUUAGCAUAUAUGGACGUGGUGGACACACUGCUAACACGCCAUCUUUCAGAAGCGUCGGUAGCGUACGAUGAAUGCUGUUCAGCAAUGGAAACAGAUAAUUCCUUUGAUGAUUAUUUGGCCAAUAUCAAUCAUAAUUUUGAAUUCGUAAUUGAUCAUAUAUACUUAUGCCAUAAGAAACUGAAAAAAAUUCAUCACAGCGAUCCGUAUUUAUAUUUCCCGUGUGACUUUUAUUAUAACCAAUUCCAAUCGGCUAUGAAGGAACGUGAAGAAUAUCUUGAGAAAUAUAAAGGUCAAAAGGAGGCGAUUCUGCAUGCUUUUGAAAACGCAAUCUCGUCGAAGCAACCGCAAAGCGCAAUUAUAAAAGCAAUGGGAAAGAUGAGUAGGAAAUAUUGUAAUCAACAUGUAUUCAGAUUAAUGUACUUGCCAAUCCGAAUAUGGAUGUGCGAAAAACAAAUACGUGAUGCAAUUGCACAAAAUGGAACUGAGCUUUACCAGCAAUAUGAAAAAACGAUUAGUAAGCCGUUUCGUGAUAUAGUUCUCCAAGAUUGGAAAAACCUCGAAAGAGCUCAACAGAGCUUUACACUAUCAAAUUCAACCGAAAUUGUUAGCAGUCAAUCGUCAAAAAACUUGUUUCGCCCUGUGACAAUCAUCACGCAGAGUCCAUCUGUUGAGCCACUCUUCUCAAAUCCAGACAGCACAUAUGAUCCUGUCAUAGCAGCUGCGACUUUACAUAUAUUUGCCACUGAACACGCUCAUAAAAAGGCACCUGCACCUAAAGCUGCGACUGGGAUGGCAUGUGAAGAUGCAACUGAACCUGGAGAUGUACUUUUGCAAAAAACUCAACAUAAGCAUGAAAUCGUAUCUAAAGAACCAGUCCAACCUGUAUCCCAAGAACCAAUGCAACCUGUAUCGAAAGAAGCAGUCCAACCUGUAUCCAAAGAACCAAUGCAACCUGUAUCGAAAGAAGCAGUCCAACCUGUAUCCAAAGAACCAAUUCAACCUGUAUCUAAAAAAUGGACGGGUAAGGUUACGCAAUGGAGUAAACACCAGCAUGAAGUCAAUGGAAACGCUAUGCUUGCACAUUCAUCAAAUGAAACAACGAAAAAUAGAUACAAUAUACUGCAAGCAAUUAAGUCAGACAAUACUGCAUCAUCAAUUUGUACGUUCCAUCAAACUCUGACGAUACUCUUCGUACUUUCUACUUUAAAAGUUUUCUUUUGA
Molecule: messenger RNA, 2502 nt
Organism: Adineta ricciae
Lineage: Eukaryota; Metazoa; Rotifera; Eurotatoria; Adinetida; Adinetidae
Source: the annotation of a GenBank genome assembly